Arctia plantaginis is the source of this 294-nucleotide messenger RNA. Lineage: Eukaryota; Metazoa; Arthropoda; Insecta; Lepidoptera; Erebidae. The record is from the annotation of a GenBank genome assembly.
AUGGUCAGAUACAAUUUAACAUACACUGAAAUCUACCGGGGAUCGGGUCUUCCAACUAUGAUUAGGUUUCCUUGGUGUUUUUUUAGCUCCGUAAUAAGUGGAUUGCGAAGUAUCGAAAUGAGGGGGAUGUCAAGGACAUUUGCAUACUUGGUGCCAAGUAAUGUGAUAGAAGUAGGGUUCGCAGCGCACAAGGCGGCUUGCCGCGGAGUGCAAGCUGCACGGGGCACCAGCAGCAUCAGCACAUGGGAUCGCCAGUGGCUCUCUGAAACCAUUAUACUAUACUGCUCGUUAUGA